This is a messenger RNA of Lutra lutra (Eurasian river otter), 2602 nucleotides long. It is a transcript of the gene GCDH, whose product is annotated as glutaryl-CoA dehydrogenase. The transcript has 12 exons. Gene Ontology annotation, biological process: fatty acid beta-oxidation using acyl-CoA dehydrogenase; fatty-acyl-CoA biosynthetic process. The coding region runs from base 156 to 1472 and encodes 438 amino acids. NCBI's taxonomy places the organism in Eukaryota, Metazoa, Chordata, Mammalia, Carnivora, Mustelidae. Gene Ontology annotation, cellular component: mitochondrial inner membrane. The record is from RefSeq and is a predicted model, not a curated record. Gene Ontology annotation, molecular function: fatty-acyl-CoA binding; glutaryl-CoA dehydrogenase activity; flavin adenine dinucleotide binding.
CCUAGCACAGACCAAUGAGAAGCCCCAUUCGGCAUCCGCCCCUCCCACCCCCUCCAGAGGUCAGAUGAUUUUUGCCUGUCGUACUGUGGACUAUAGGGUGAGGCGAGAGGCGCCAGGUUGGCCGUGGUUGCUCUGCUUGCCCGCCCGCUGCCCAAAUGGCUCUGAGAAGGUUCUCCGAGCGGCUGCUGAGCCGGGGACCAGGCCUGAGCUUCCUGCGCGGGUGGGGGUCAGCGGCGGCGCAGACUGAAAAGGGCGGGAAGACACAGAACCGAGCGACUAAGUCCUCGCGUCCUUUAUUUGACUGGAGGGACCCGCUGGUGCUGGAGGAGCAGCUGACAGCGGAUGAGAUCCUCAUCAGGGACACCUUCCGCACCUAUUGCCAGGAGCGCCUCAUGCCCCGAAUCCUGCUGGCCAAUCGCAACGAAGUUUUUCAUCGAGAGAUCAUCUCAGAAAUGGGGGAGCUUGGUGUGCUGGGGCCCACCAUCAAAGGGUAUGGCUGUGCCGGAGUGUCAUCUGUGGCCUAUGGGCUCCUGGCCCGAGAGCUGGAGCGGGUGGAUAGUGGCUACAGGUCAGCAAUGAGUGUCCAGUCUUCCCUUGUCAUGCACCCCAUCUACGCCUACGGCAGCAAGGAGCAGCAGGAGAAGUACCUGCCCCGGCUGGCCAAGGGGGAGCUCCUGGGCUGCUUUGGACUCACAGAGCCCAACCAUGGGAGUGACCCUGGCAGCAUGGAGACCAGAGCCCGCCACAACCCAUCCAACAGGAGCUACACCCUCAGUGGGACCAAGACCUGGAUCACCAAUUCACCUGUGGCCGACCUGUUUGUAGUAUGGGCUCGGUGUGAAGACAGCUGCAUUCGGGGCUUCCUCCUGGAGAAGGGGAUGCGGGGCCUCUCAGCCCCCAAGAUUGAGGGCAAGUUCUCCCUGCGGGCCUCGUCCACGGGCAUGAUCGUCAUGGACAGUGUGGAGGUGCCAGAGGAGAAUGUGCUGCCUGAUGUAUCUGGUCUGGCGGGGCCCUUCGGCUGCCUGAACAAUGCCCGGUUUGGCAUUGCCUGGGGCGUGCUCGGAGCCGCCGAAUUCUGUUUGCACACAGCCCGGCAGUACAGCCUGGACAGGAUCCAGUUUGGGGUCCCACUGGCCAGGAACCAGCUGAUUCAGAAGAAGCUGGCAGACAUGCUUACUGAGAUCACGCUGGGCCUUCACGCCUGCCUGCAGCUUGGCCGCUUGAAGGAUCAAGACAAGGCCACUCCGGAAAUGGUCUCCCUGCUGAAGAGGAAUAACUGUGGGAAGGCUCUGGAUAUCGCCCGCCAGGCCCGAGACAUACUAGGGGGGAAUGGGAUUUCUGAUGAGUAUCACGUCAUCCGCCAUGCCAUGAACCUGGAGGCCGUGAACACCUAUGAAGGCACUCACGACAUUCAUGCUCUGAUCCUUGGAAGGGCGAUCACAGGGAUCCAGGCGUUCACGGCCAGCAAGUGAACAUACUUCACCCGGGAGCCCAGAUGGUCUCAAGCUCCUUCCCAGGGAAGUGCUGUGCUCUGAGCUUACUCAGGGAGGUGGCAGAUGGAGCCAAUUUUUAUAGUGGGAAGUGAGAGACACUGAUUCUUAAUUAUCAAAAUUUUCCCUUUGAAGUCAUUCAAAUGUGUUCCUUAAAAAGAAGAUGGGACUCUCUGUACCAAGUUUCUCAACCCACUUUUAACCAUGGACAGGAAUGGAUUCCACUUAUCUUGGAACAGAAGCUUCUCUUGACGGGAGCCGGAAGAGGGAAGGAGAGUGGCAUGGAGGCAGCCUCUGGUGUCUGACUGAGCAAAUGCCCCACACACCGGGAGUUCACUGUGUGCCCUCCGACCCUCCCAUCUUGUGGGUGAAUGCCUAAUGCUGGAUUUGGAGCAGAAAGAGAGUAAAAGACUAAUAAAGUCGGCAUGUGUGACCCCAAGGUGUUGGGCCACAUUUAAUUGUAACCACCCAAGAAGUCAUUUCAGUCACGGGAAAAGUGUGGGGACUGUGAGGUGUUUGACAUGCAGGGAUUUCCCCCUCAAGUGGUGUGGCCCGUGUCCGAGUUUUGGGCUUUGCUGUAAUAACCCUGGUUAGGCACUGACCCGAGCUCAGGACUGUGGACAGAGGGGCCGCUGUCCUUUCUGUCACCACAGAGCUGACCAUACAGUGGUGGCAAGUAACAACCAUCUAGCUUCUCAGCUCAGACAUACCACCUCAGGGAGCCUGGGGCCAUGGGUGAGGGGGCCAGAACAUCAGGGGUUUUGCUGGGAUAGUGGUCCCUGUGGGGUUUGGGACUGGGCUUGGUGCUAACGUCCUUGGUUUGUGUUGAUAUUUACUUCAUCUUAGCCUUCCUUGGCGGCGCCCACAGACAUGCCAUUAGUCAUACCUCAGGCUGGACGCACAGGUCUUUGUACACUGUCUCCACGGUGUGGCACACUUGUUUGAGCUCUGUUUCCAAAUGGCUGAUCUUUGCCAUUUUCUGGGUGAACUCUUGGAGCUUGUCCUGAAUGAUCUUGUUGUGGUGAUUAUAAAUCUGAUACAUCCUCUCCUCGAGCUUCUCUGUCAGGUCUGAAACCUUUUUAAAAAAUAAAGCAUGUUUUUAGAAAAUCAAA